This is a messenger RNA of Gossypium raimondii (Peruvian cotton), 3045 nucleotides long. Its product is annotated as EIN3-binding F-box protein 1. Gene Ontology annotation, molecular function: protein binding. Gene Ontology annotation, cellular component: SCF ubiquitin ligase complex. NCBI's taxonomy places the organism in Eukaryota, Viridiplantae, Streptophyta, Magnoliopsida, Malvales, Malvaceae. The record is from RefSeq and is a predicted model, not a curated record. The coding region runs from base 284 to 2242 and encodes 652 amino acids. The transcript is spliced from 2 exons. Gene Ontology annotation, biological process: SCF-dependent proteasomal ubiquitin-dependent protein catabolic process.
UCAUCAUAAAAACCAUCCCUUUUUUUCUCUUUGCUCAUCCAUCUUUUCCUUGCUCUUCCUCCACACUUUCUAUUUUUCUUCUUCUCUCUUUUUUUUACCCUAUUUGAUAGGGUUUUCAUGUCCUUCUAGCUCCAAUCCAUCUCAUGCAUUCGUGUCUUCCAGCUACAUACGUUGACGUUUUAGCCUUCUUCCUUGUCGGGUCUCUCUUUUUUCUCUCUUUGGAGGGUUUUUGGGCGGCUAACGGUCCAGAUUUCACCUUCCGGGGUUUUUUUGAGCUGUACCCAUGUCAAAGCUCUUUUCUUUUAGUGGAACUGAUGAUUUUUGCCCUGGGGGGUCGAUCUACACAAACCCCAAGGAAUCAAGUCUCUUUUUGUCCCUUGGACGUCAUGUGGAUGUAUAUUUUCCCUCUCGCAAGAGGUCCCGCAUCAGUGCGCCUUUUGUUUUCUCUGGAGAGAGGUUUGAGCAGAAGAAACCAUCAAUUGAGGUUCUCCCUGAUGAAUGCUUAUUCGAAAUUUUCAGACGAUUACCUGGGGGACAAGAGAGGAGUUCCUGCGCUUGUGUCUCCAAGCGUUGGCUUACAAUUGUAAGCAACAUCCGCAGCAAUGAAAUCAGUGACAACAAGACCACCCAAGCAUUGGAUCUUAACUAUGAGAGCACAGAUAAGAAGGGUGGAGAUGUUUCUGAGGUUGAAGAUGAGGAUGUUGCAGGUGGAUACCUCUCUAGGAGUUUGGAAGGGAAGAAAGCAACAGAUGUUAGACUUGCUGCUAUUGCUGUUGGAACUGCUGGUCGUGGAGGAUUGGGCAAGCUUUUCAUUAGAGGAAGCAAUUCCAGUCGUGGAGUGACUGCUGUUGGCCUGAGGGCCAUUUCUCGUGGAUGUCCUUCUCUAAGGGUUCUUUCCUUGUGGAAUUUGGCUACUGUUGGAGAUGGUGGUCUUUGUGAGAUUGCUGAGGGAUGUCACCAGCUACAGAAGCUUGACCUUUGCCACUGUCCUGCUAUUACUAAUGAGUCUUUGCUUUCCCUUGCAAAGGGCUGCCCUGAUUUGACUGAUCUGACCAUUGAAGGUUGUGCAAACAUUGGAAAUGAAGGUAUCCAAGCAAUAGCUCGCUGCUGUCCCAACCUAAAGUCUGUUUCGAUCAAAGAUUGCCCCCUCCUUGGAGACCAAGGAAUUGCAAGCCUUUUGACUUCAGCCUCAUAUUCCCUCUCAAAAUUAAAGCUUCAGGCCUUGAACAUUACCGAUGUCUCUCUAGCCGUUAUUGGGCACUAUGGCAAGGCAGUGACUGACCUAUCUCUCACUAGCCUUCCAAAUGUGACUGAGAAGGGCUUCUGGGUUAUGGGUAAUGGUCAUGGGCUACAGAAAUUGAAGUCUUUCACUGUUAAAGCCUGCCGUGGAGUGACAGAUUUGGGACUUGAAGCUAUUGGCAAGGGUUGCCCGAAUUUGAAGCAGUUCUGCCUCCGCAAGUGUGCCUUCUUAUCUGAUAAUGGGUUGGUGUCUUUUGCCAAAGCAGCAGGUUCACUAGAGAGCUUGGAACUGGAGGAGUGCCACAGGGUCACCCAAUUUGGGUUUUUUGGUUCUCUUAUUAACUGUGGUGCAAAGUUCAAAGCUAUCUCUCUUAUGAACUGCUUGGGGAUCAAGGACCUAAAUGUAGGAUUGCCUCCUCUACCACCUUGUGAGUCCCUUCGAUCACUGUCUAUCCGUAACUGCCCUGGGUUUGGUGAUGCUAGCUUGGCUGCGUUGGGGAAGUUGUGCCCUCAACUGCAGAAUGUGGAGUUGAGUGGGCUUCAUGGAAUAACAGAUGUUGGGUUUCUCCCAUUGCUCGAGAGUUGUGAGGCCGGUUUGGUGAAGGUUAAUCUCAGCGGUUGUCCCAAUUUGGGUGACAAAGUUGUUUGUAAGAUGGCUGAUUUGCAUGGUUGGACUCUAGAGAUGCUGAACCUUGAUGGAUGCAAGGUCAGUGAUGCUGGCUUGGUUGCAAUUGCAGAGAACUGUCGGGUGCUCAGUGAUCUUGAUGUCUCCAAGUGCACAAUAACCGACUCUGGAAUUGCAGCUCUUGCUUGUUCUAAUCUGAUCAAUCUGCAGAUCCUAUCUGUGUCUGGUUGCAAUCUGGUCUCCGACAAAAGCCUGCCAUCACUUGGAAAAUUGGGUCAGACCCUCUUGGGGUUAAAUCUACAGCAGUGCAAGGCAAUCAGUAGUGGUGCAGUUGACCUGCUAGUGGAGCAGCUAUGGAGGUGUGAUAUCCUUUUCUAAACGAUGUUGCAGUAUGGGAUUGUCAACAACUCGGGUUUUGACCCUUCGAGAAGCAUCAGAAUAGCCUUUGUUAGUAUUAGCAGUUUGUGUAGUUUUUGGGUCCAUCAGCUAUGGGUCUUCCAUUGUCCGGUACUCAGUCCCCUUUUCCAGGGAAUACGGCCAUUUUCCUUUUUUCUUUUUUGCAGGUCUCUUUACAUCAGAGAUCUGUUACCAGGUUUUGAAUCCCAAUAAUGGGUGUUGGUUUCUUCAUGGCCGGAUUUCCCUGAGAAUAUAGUUGUUGCUGGGUUCCGGAUUUUAGGUAAUCUUUUCUUCCUUCCUCGUAAAGGUUUUAGUCUGCUGGGUUUCUGGUGUUUUUGCUUAGCAAUGUUCAUUUCUGCUUGAGCUAAGCUUUUUGUUAUUUGUUACUGUCUUUCGUCCAUCAUAGUUGGUUUUACCGAGUCUCCCACGUUUUUGAACUCAAAUGUUCUACACGUGAUGGUUGGGUCUUUUUCUUUUCUUACGGUGGCGGAUUGAAGAUCUCGAGUCAUUGUAGUUAUGGUUCGCUUUUGGCAGUUCGAAGUGUGGUGUCUAGCUUUCAUGGGCUUUGGCCAUGGCAGCAGUUUAUGUAGUCUGCCAUGACAACUCUUGGAGUUGUUUUUGUUUUAUUUUUACCAAGCCCUAGUUUUGCUGGUUUCACUUGCUCUGAACUGCAGUUUGUAACCUUUCUGAACAAUCUGAGUAGCAUUAAAUCUGCCAUUGGAGGUCAUGCAUGUAUGUUUCUGUGCCAUAAUUAAUAAAAGUGAUCGAAGUUUAUGUAUGUAAAA